This is a messenger RNA of Seriola dumerili (greater amberjack), 2273 nucleotides long. It is a transcript of the gene epm2a, whose product is annotated as EPM2A, laforin glucan phosphatase. The transcript has 4 exons. Gene Ontology annotation, biological process: protein dephosphorylation. The coding region runs from base 112 to 1068 and encodes 318 amino acids. NCBI's taxonomy places the organism in Eukaryota, Metazoa, Chordata, Actinopteri, Carangiformes, Carangidae. Gene Ontology annotation, molecular function: starch binding; carbohydrate phosphatase activity; protein tyrosine/serine/threonine phosphatase activity. The record is from RefSeq and is a predicted model, not a curated record. Gene Ontology annotation, cellular component: nucleus; cytoplasm.
ACUACACUACACAGCGCAUCGGCCACACAGUACCACGCGCUAUAAUAUAAGCUAUAAUAGCCCAAGCCUGCCAUGCUGAACGACUGAGGACAUCUAGUAAAGGCUGCAACGAUGUUAUUCAGAUUCGGUGUCAUUCUCACUCCGGAGUCUUCCGAUGUAGAGGUCUUUGUUUUGGGGUCGCGUACGGAAAUGGGCCACUGGGACCCGAGCAGAGCGGUUCAGAUGACAGCCUCUCACAAGCUUCUGUCACCACAUGAACCGAGUCUGUGGAUCGGCGACGUGAAGCUGUCAGAGCCGUUUAAAGACACACUGUGGUUCAAGUUCGUCAAAAGAGUCAGAGGCACAGGCACUUAUAUCUGGGAAGGUAGUGGUUCAAGCCAUGACAGGUGGUGUACAUACGAUGAGAAGAACAUGGUGGAUGGAGUGUACUGUCACCCGAUUGGUCACUGGAUAGAGGAAACAGGACACACAGAUGAGAUGAAACAUACCACCAACUUUUACUUUGGUGUGGCUGGUCAGAAGGCCAUACAUUUUUCCAGGGUGCUAUCACGUGUUUGGCUGGGCAGCUGCCCUCGACAGGUCGAACAUGUGACAAUCAAGAUGAAGCAUGAAUUGGGCAUUACUGCAGUGAUGAACUUCCAGACAGAGUGGGAUGUGGUGAACAACUCCUAUGGAUGCAGACGCAACCCAGGGGAAACCAUGACCCCAGAAACCAUGAUGCAUUUGUACAAAGACUGUGGCCUGGUGUAUGUGUGGAUACCCACACCUGACAUGAGCACGGAGGGUCGUAUCAGGAUGCUUCCUCAGGCUGUAUUCUUGCUUCAUGGUCUUUUGGAGAAUGGUCACACUGUCUAUGUUCACUGUAAUGCUGGAGUAGGCAGGUCGACGGCUGCUGUGUGUGGCCUGCUAAUGUACAUCCUUGGCUGGAGCAUGAGGAAGGUGCAGUACUUUGUUGCAGCCAGGAGGCCAGUAGUGUAUAUAGAUGAGGAGGCUUUAGUCCAGGCUCAGGCUGACUUCAUCCGGAAGUUUGGACAACUGCGACCAUCCAUCUCUUACCCAGAGACAUGAGAGUUGAGUGUCUUUGUACUGCGGUCUUCAAAUUUGAAGAGGAAAUUUACAAUUAUGGAAAGCUCCACUGGAAUGGACUUUUGGAAGCUAAACUGAUUCCUACAUAAAUAUGUUUAGUCAGCGUGAAAGCAGCCAGAAAGUGAAAUAACCCGUAGCAAGAAAAUUAACCUCUACUUAAAUCUCAUGUAUGUAAAUGACCCCCUUGGUUCAUCCUGAAGUAUCUGGAGAGAGUUCUCCUGGCUGCCAGCAUAGAUGUUGCAAGCAAUUAAUUCUGCUGUUAUGUGUUAGCUUUUAACUUCAGGAAUUACUCUCUGCCAUUUUGCACACACAGUCACAAAUUAUGCACUUGGAGUCAACUGAGGACACUAUUAGUAGUUUUCAGUAAAUGUCUGCAGGGGUGUUUGGGAAGACAUUUUCUUUUAGCCCUUUUUGUAAUCAUUAAUUAAUUGAGUUGACAUUUUGAGAAGGCAACUUUCAGCUGAUGUGUUGAACAGCAACGAUUGAGAGGAGGAUUGAAAGGGAAGCAGGUUAAGGAUGGAGGAAUAUAAACUCUAUUUCUCUUUCCACUGUUGCUAUUGCAUGAUUAUAUAUCAUUUAAGAGAAUCCCCUUUUCUAUUUCAGAGUAAAAAAUUGUCCUUUUUUUUUGGGAGAGAAGUCUUAAUGCUGCAUGAAAAUGGCAGUCCUUGUGAAAGCAACAAAUUCCUAAAAUGAUAAUGCCCCUCCAUCUCUGUCAGACAGGUUUUCUGCUCCCAGACAUCGAAGAAUACAGCUCCGCCCCAUCUCUCUCAAAGAGCUUGAUAGCAUUUCAUCUUUAUUUAUUUAUCCGACAAAUGUUAUUCCAGCCAAUCUCCUACAUAACAAAAACAACAUCCUUGCCAGACCAUUUUAAUGCAUACAUAAUAAGACAUUAUUGGAAUACUGUUUGUUGUCAGUUUUGAACUUCUGCCUAGACUCUUGUUGAGAAUACAUUGCGUUUUUAAGAUACAGUGUUUUUGUUACCUGUCCCUUAUUUGAGACAGUUAGUGGAUUAGCGAGGAGGGAAGAUUCUUCUCCUGAAGCACAAGUCUUGUCAUUACCUUUCAGUAAGUCUCUGCAGAAGGCAGCACCUUAAGACGGUGUCUGUGGGGAUGGAUUGGUGGAUUGAGCCAUGCAUAUGUGCUAGGGGAAGCGAAUUAUCAUGAAUUUCUAAACGUGCUAAAAAUAAA